Messenger RNA from Caenorhabditis elegans, 2803 nucleotides. It is a transcript of the gene jmjd-3.2, whose product is annotated as JmjC domain-containing protein. Gene Ontology annotation, molecular function: metal ion binding. Gene Ontology annotation, cellular component: nucleus. The transcript is spliced from 8 exons. Lineage: Eukaryota; Metazoa; Nematoda; Chromadorea; Rhabditida; Rhabditidae. The record is from RefSeq and is marked reviewed. Gene Ontology annotation, biological process: chromatin remodeling. Bases 21 to 2624 code for a protein of 867 amino acids.
UUUCAGGAUUUUUUCAAAAGAUGGAUAGCGGUGGCCAAGGUUCAGGUUCACAAGACCAAUUCGAAAAAACAGAACAACUCGUUGAUGCACAAUAUCCAGUUCCGACAACAUUGAAGCCAGAUUUUUUCACAGAUAAAACCGAGAUUGAUGAAAGAAAUCGAGUGGAUCAGUGCUUCGAUAAUGAUCAACCAUUUAACGGAAACAAUUCAAAACUGUUAGAAUCCGAGUCUCAUAAACUGGGAGAGUCGUCAACUGAACCUUCAGGAACAACAAUAUCAUCAGGAAAUUAUGAAAUUGCUGAAGACUGCUCGGAUGAGACAGAGCAAUUCAUCGAUCCAGACAAUCAAGUUCCAGCAGCAAAUUUUAUUACCAACGACUGCACAACAAUUGAACAAACUGCAAAAAUUCAAGAAGAAAGCGGAACAGAUUCUUUGAUUGUCAGCACAAAUGAUUCUGGUUCAACUAAUGAACAGAUUUUGCCAACACAGAGCAAUGAUGCUGACUUUCGUGAAAGAAUUGAAAUUGACGGAAGAGAUCAAGUGGAUCAGCAUGGCAACAGUUAUCCACCAAUUAGUGGGAACAACUCAAAAUUGAGAAAAUCAGAGUCUCAUGAACAGGGAGAAUUUUUAGUUGGACCUUCAAGGAAAAGAAAGCCAGAAACACUAAUUGAAACAAAGAGUAAGAAAAGAAAAUCGGCGAGAGGAAGACCAUCUAAUAAGUUGAAUCAAUUUCAAAUACAUCAAGUUAGUAGUGACUGGAACGCGAACGCAUUUCUUCAGUUUGCUCGACGAGACGCAGCUGGUACGAUUCUAGAGUCGGAAGAAGCGAAAAAAACCAUCGAUGCACAGUUGGAACACUUUUCGGAGCCCUCGUGCUCGACGGAUGUUUCGGUUCAUGUUGUCAGAGACAACGAGAAUCUGGGCUUGGUGACAAACAAACUCCGAUCGCUAGCCAUUCCACCAAUAUCCAACCUUCCCAGUGAUCUGCCUUCAUUAUAUAAACUCCCGAAACUGUUUCUAACCGGAGCGACUUUUAUGGACGUCUCAAAAUCAAAAGGAAAACAAGUUAUUACGAAAGCAAGCAAAUGGAUCAAAUCUGGCAAAAAUCUCGUAUACGAAACAUCUGGCUGUUCUGAACUAUUUGAUGAAACAACAAAAUUCAACACUGAUGGAAAGAUUGAAGAAAACACAAGUGAAGAAUACACAAAUAAAGAUCAAUACAGGUUACCUGUUCCUAUCUAUAAUAUUGAGAACAACAGCGAUGAAACAUCAAAUUUUAUUAAAAAUAUCGUCAAUACCACAACCAUGUGCAUCUUUCGAGGAAUCGAAGAAGCAUUUGGGAUGGAUCGCCAAACGUUUGACAUCUCCACAUUGGCACCUCUCUACCCCGAUUACCCAUUGAAAAUUCGUCGACAGAUGCCCCAGUCAUCAGCAACCAAUUUCUACAUGAAUGACAAAAAUACCGUGCAGAGAUUGGGAAAUGCCUGGGCUGUCUUCGAUUUUGAAGGAGUUACUCAGUUGAGAGAUUUUGCGAAGAAUUAUGAAAGCCUUAAGGAUAUAGGAAGGUCAGCUUACCAAGCUAUCCUACGCAAUCCUUCCGCAUUUUCGGAAGUAAUGGAUGACAUGAAGAAGCAAAUCAAGGAAAAUACGAUCCCACUCAGUCCUGAACACAAACUUACAGUCCAUGAAAAUGCGACAGUGUUGGCAUUUGGAACUAAUAUUGAUCUGGAUGAUCAGCGAUUCAAGGAACAGCUCGAUGAGAUCAAAAAAUUGCCUGAUUGUUUGAGACCCGACGGAGCCGGGAAUCUUCUCAACUUUGCUCAAGAGUCACUUGCAGGUCUGAACAAACCUCAAGUUUAUUGCAAGCCUCCCGGAGCAAGAACCACAGCUCACCUGGAGAACCAAGCUCUCGGGUCCAUUAACAUUAAUCAUGGACCAGGUGAUUGUGUUUGGUACGGAGUGCCCAUGGAGUACAGUGGCAGAAUGGAGGUGCUGAUCAAAAAGCAUCGACUUAAUGUUUAUAAAAGCGGGUACUGGCCAAGUGAGCAGGAAUUAAGAAAUGAAAAGAUACCAUCGCAAAAGUUUCUACAAAAGCCUGGAGACAUGGUGUACGUCGGUAUUGGAACAUUUCAUUGGGUGCAAUCUAAUGAUUUUGCAAUAAACGUCUCCUGGAAUGUUGCACAACCAACUUUUAAUCAACUGGCUGCUGCAAUGGUCAUUCACGAUCACAACAUCUCGAGUAAAGCAACUACUCUCAUGCCUAUUGAGCCAAUUGUCUGGAAAAUGGCUGAAGAUGGAGUGGAGGCAGAGGAUGAGAAUAUUUUCCUGGCUCGAAAGGCUAUAAUGCUAAAAAGUUUGGCAAAAAGCCAGUUUGAGUUCGAUUUCGCCAUUCAGGAAAAUAUGCUCAUCAGAUCAGCAAAAAACGAGAAAUCGAUCAUCCCUGUUGAGCGAUGCUCUAUCCAAAAAUGCCGGGAAGUUCUGUUCAAUAUGAUCACACUUGACAAUAAGCAAAAUCCAUUCUGCCUUAAUUGCAUAGUUAAAGGAAAAGUCAAAGCAACAGCAUUUCAAAGGCGGGACAUUGCUGACUUGGUGAAGAUAUUUGACGAGUUUAAAUGGGUGUCCUGAAACUUUUCUUUUUUUCAACUUUCGAUCCUCAAUUUUCACAGCUUUCUUUUGUAUUAUACAAUUCUUGCACAUUUUGAAUCACUUAUCGUUUUAUUGAUCUUGUUUUGAUUUUUUAUUAUGCAACAUUUUUCGAUAUGAUCAAUUCUGUUUAAUAAAGUCCAACUUACUAAUUAUAAAAA